Populus trichocarpa (black cottonwood) is the source of this 2188-nucleotide messenger RNA. RefSeq names its product protein NUCLEAR FUSION DEFECTIVE 4. NCBI's taxonomy places the organism in Eukaryota, Viridiplantae, Streptophyta, Magnoliopsida, Malpighiales, Salicaceae. The record is from RefSeq and is a predicted model, not a curated record. Gene Ontology annotation, cellular component: membrane. The transcript is spliced from 3 exons. The coding region runs from base 76 to 1770 and encodes 564 amino acids.
GUGUCCGAACUUGAAAGCAAAGCACUUUCUUCUCUCUCUUUUUUCUUGGUAAAGACCGGUAGAUAGAUUAGAUUGAUGGGUUAUCUUCAAACCUCUUCAACUUCUUUCAAAGCUACAAAAUGGCUAGGCUUUGUAACUGCUGUUUGGGUCCAAGCUAUUUCAGGCAACAAUUACACCUUCUCAAACUAUUCUGAUGCACUUAAAACACUUAUGAGUUUGACACAACUUGAACUCAACAAUUUGUCCGUUGCUAAAGAUGUUGGCAAGGCCUUUGGUUUGCUUGCUGGUCUUGCUUCUGAUCGUUUGCCCACUCCUGUUAUUCUUCUUAUUGGUUCAAUUGAAGGUCUUAUUGGUUAUGGUACUCAAUGGCUUGUUGUUAGUAGGAGAAUUCAACCCCUCUCUUACUGGCAGAUGUGCAUAUUCCUAUGUCUAGGAGGCAACAGCACCACUUGGAUGAACACGGCGGUUUUAGUAACCUGCAUCCGCAACUUCCGCCGCAACCGCGGCCCUGUCUCUGGAAUCUUGAAGGGUUAUGUAGGUCUAAGCACCGCCAUAUUCACCGACCUAUGCGCAGCUCUAUUUGCGGAUGACCCUGCAAAGUUCCUUAUAAUGCUUGCAGUCAUCCCCUUUGCUGUCUGCCUCACCGCCAUCGUCUUCCUCCGCGAAACCCCACCUGCCGCCACUAUAGAGGAAGAAAAGGAAGAAAGCAAAUACUUCAAUUUAUUCAACGUUGUUGCUGUUAUUGUAGCUGUUUACUUGUUGGCAUACAGUUUUAUUCCAAAUCCUAGCCAUGUUCUUUCAUCGGUGUUUUCACUUAUAUUACUAGUUCUUUUAGCUUCUCCAUUAGCAGUUCCAGCUCAUGCUUUUAUUAAUAGCUGGAAUCUGAACCGGUUCAAGAACCAAGAAGAUGUUGAAAGACAAAUUCAAGAACCUUUAUUGAGAGAAGAUAAAACCCAGGAGAAGAUUCAAGAAAAGCCAGCGGAGGAGGCUGCAAAAGCAGUGGUGGAGCGAACACGAGCUGUAGAGGAGGAGAAGGCAGUGGAGGUGGUGAAGAGGAGGCCGGUUAUUGGAGAGGAUCAUACAGUUUUUGAGGCAAUGUCGACUGUUGAUUUUUGGAUUCUGUUUCUGUCUUUCCUUUGUGGGGUUGGCACAGGUUUGGCUGUGAUGAAUAAUAUGGGACAGAUUGGUUUGGCUCUUGGAUAUGCUGAUGUUUCUCUCUUUGUUUCCAUGACAAGUAUAUGGGGAUUCUUUGGAAGGAUUAUUUCUGGUACUGUGUCUGAGUACUACAUCAAGAAAGCGGGAACACCAAGGCCUCUUUGGAAUGCAGCAUCUCAGAUUUUAAUGGCUGUUGGCUACAUCCUCAUGGCUGUGGCUUUGCCUGGAUCCUUGUACAUUGGUUCAAUUGUUGUUGGCGUCUGCUACGGAGUUCGUUUAGCUGUCUCAGUCCCAACUGCCUCUGAACUGUUUGGUCUCAAGUACUUUGGUCUAAUUUACAACAUCUUAAUCCUCAACCUUCCUCUUGGUUCCUUCCUCUUUUCUGGUCUGCUUGCCGGACUUUUAUACGACGCACAAGCUACCCCGACACCAGGAGGUGGCAACACUUGUGUUGGUGCCCAUUGUUAUAGACUUGUGUUCAUUAUCAUGGCCGUUGCAUGUGUCAUUGGGUUUGGUUUGGAUGUCCUAUUGGGAAUCAGAACCAAGAAGAUUUAUACCAAGAUUUACAUGAGCAGAAGAUCAAAGAAAUUGGCUUCAGCAUCCAAUCUACAGUGAUAUGAACUUCCACGAGGAACUCCGAGAUAAAAAAAAAAUGGUGGGAUUGAAGGGCUUCUGCCCAGUGACAUCCCUUAACUCAUCAUCAGAGGAUCGAUCCUUUUUAUUUUUAUUUUUAUUAAAAAGCAACUUGGAAAUAUUACUACAUGGUCUGAUUUGCAAUCUGCCAAUGCUAUUAUUUGAUUUGGUUGUAUUCUAAGCAGACAAGUAUGCAAGUAAUUUUGUUUCGAAGAUCAGAAUUUUUUUUUCUGAUUUACAAAGAGAGUUAUGAGUCAUGCAAUAAAGUCCGCCAUUGCUUGGACAAUUGGACUCCAUGUCAAUGGCGUUAUUGGACCGAAGGCUGCAGCAUUAAUAGAUGACGAGUUGUAAGUUUUAUUGACCUGUAAUAAAUGGGGUGGUUAUCAUCUUGGGUUCAAAA